Messenger RNA from Colossoma macropomum (tambaqui), 1529 nucleotides. RefSeq names its product histocompatibility (minor) 13 (gene hm13). Gene Ontology annotation, cellular component: membrane; cytoplasmic side of endoplasmic reticulum membrane; lumenal side of endoplasmic reticulum membrane. NCBI's taxonomy places the organism in Eukaryota, Metazoa, Chordata, Actinopteri, Characiformes, Serrasalmidae. Gene Ontology annotation, molecular function: aspartic endopeptidase activity, intramembrane cleaving. The record is from RefSeq and is a predicted model, not a curated record. The transcript has 12 exons. Gene Ontology annotation, biological process: membrane protein proteolysis. The coding region runs from base 165 to 1301 and encodes 378 amino acids.
CCGAAGAACGCUUCAGUUUCCCGGAGAGCUCUUAGGGUAACGUGGCCUUACCGGAGAGAGAAGCGCCGAGGUGGUUGUGAUCAGGCGCUCCGGACUAACUGUACAGCACACUUUCUGUUUCUGACACACACUCACACUCAUACACACGCACACGCUCUCCCAUCAUGGCUGAUAUUGAGCAGGGAUCCUCCGCCGCGCUGCCCACUGAAGGCACCCCGCUGCAGGACGCGAACGACACGGACGCGCUGAACGGAACCGCCGCUAAGUUCGUGGCCACGGCCGAGGGCACCGCGCUGGCGUACGGCAGCCUGGUGCUCAUGGCCCUGCUGCCCAUUUUCUUCGGCGCGCUGCGCUCCGUCAGCAGCUCCAAAAGCAAGAAUUCCUCAGACAUGCCAGAGACCAUCACCAGCAGAGAUGCUGCUCGUUUCCCCAUCAUUGCCAGCUGCACUCUCUUUGGCCUCUAUCUCUUCUUCAAGAUUUUCUCUCAGGAGUAUAUCAACCUGCUGUUAUCGAUGUACUUUUUCGUGCUGGGGAUUUUAGCUCUGUCACAUACGAUGAGUCCCUUUAUGAAUAGAGUUUUCCCUGCCAAUCUGCCCAACAAGCAGUACCAGCUCCUCUUCACACAGGGAUCAGGAGAGAGCAAAGAAGAAAUAGUCAACUAUGAGUUUGACACCAAGGACCUGAUAUGCCUGGGGAUUAGCAGCGUUGUGGGCGUCUGGUACGUCCUUAAAAAGCACUGGGUGGCCAAUAACCUGUUUGGUCUGGCCUUUGCUCUAAAUGGAGUGGAGCUCCUGCACCUGAAUAACGUCAGCACUGGCUGCAUCCUGCUGGGGGGUCUGUUUGUGUAUGAUGUGUUCUGGGUCUUUGGCACCAAUGUCAUGGUGACAGUUGCCAAGUCAUUUGAAGCCCCAAUUAAGUUGGUUUUCCCACAGGACCUGCUGGAGAGGGGGCUGGAUGCCAGUAACUUUGCCAUGUUGGGUCUGGGGGAUGUUGUCAUUCCAGGCAUCUUCAUUGCUCUGCUGCUCCGCUUCGAUGUCAGUCUGAAGAACAACUCACGGACGUACUUCUACACCAGCUUCUUUGCCUACAUCUUUGGCCUGGGAUUCACCAUCUUUAUCAUGCACACGUUCAAACAUGCUCAGCCUGCUUUGCUGUACCUGGUCCCAGCCUGCAUAGGAUUCCCAGUGGUGGUGGCCCUGGUGAAAGGAGAGCUGACAGAGAUGUUUAGGUAUGAGGAAUCUUCACCUGAAGUGGAGGCAUCACCAAAAGAAGAAAAGACAGAAUCUGAUAAAGACAAAUAAACUAUAAAGAAAAACGACCCCAAGUCACGCCCCCUUCGUUUUUAAACACCACUGCAUUUCCAGAGCCGUGCACCUCUCAGGCUCUGCCAGGAGGGGGCGCUCUUCAUUAUUGCCCGAUGUGUCGUGCUGUGCAUGGAGCAGGCUGAUGUAUUACGUAACUGGUUUAAUGACGAUGGGUUGUUAUUUUUUUGUAGUUUCUAAGUGGUUUGUAAAGCAAGAUGUGCAACA